Caretta caretta (loggerhead turtle) is the source of this 5886-nucleotide messenger RNA. It is a transcript of the gene PPM1N, whose product is annotated as protein phosphatase, Mg2+/Mn2+ dependent 1N (putative). Lineage: Eukaryota; Metazoa; Chordata; Testudines; Cheloniidae. Gene Ontology annotation, biological process: protein dephosphorylation. Gene Ontology annotation, molecular function: magnesium ion binding; manganese ion binding; protein serine/threonine phosphatase activity. The record is from RefSeq and is a predicted model, not a curated record.
ACGGCGUGAUGGGAUGGGAGUGGUGGGGGGGUAGUCGCAGGGGCCAUGCUGGGCGAGGGUAGGAGCCCCUCCUCCACCUGGUCAUCCCAAACCGCUACCCCCCAGCCCAUGCCAUGCCCCCCUGGCACUCUGAGCCCCUUCUCACUCACGCUCAUGCCACCCCAAGCACCCAGACCUGCAGCUCCUGGGCAUGGGGACCGGAGUGCCUGGCUCACCACCCGGGGUGCAGCUGGUAGGGCCUGUGGGGACGGGGCAUCUCCAUGGAGAUGGUGGGACCCCCGGGCAUCACUUCCCCCGGUGGGUUGAGGACGGGGCCAGAGAUGAGCCCCCACCAGAGGUGCAGCCCAGCCUGGGACUCCUCGCCAGGCUGAGUGGGGUGGCACGGACCCUGCUCUGGGGUGACCAGACAGCAAAUGUGAAAAUUCGGGACAGGGGUGGGGGGUAAUAGGAGCCUAUAUAAGAAAAAGACCCAAAAUCAGGACUGUCUCUAUAAAAUCAAGACAUCUGGUCACCCUACCCUGCGCUGCCCCACCUCCUGCCUGGGGGUAUACAGCCUGGGGACCACAGGGGACAGCACCACCCCCUUCUGGGCGUAACAGAGUCAGCACGUUAGUAAUGACCCAACACUUCUCUAGUGCCUCUCCCUACGGAUACCCCCAGCAUGCUAUGCAGCCACCUCUGGGGUGGGGCGUGGGGCUGUUUAUACAGGGAUCCGUUGGCUGGUGCUGAGAUGCAGCCACCUCUGGGGGAGGUAGGAUGCAUAAAUACAGUCAUCCAGCAACUGUGAUGAAGUGGGGGAGUUUCUUGUUUUUCCUUGUUGCCUAGGUGGAAUUUUCUUGGUUUUCCUAUAGUUUGCAUGCAGAGGGGGUGGGACUCAGUUUCCCUAGGUGCUACAGGUUUAACAAGGUGAUGGGAGAGGGAGUUUGUUGUUAGAGGACCGGCGAGGGAACUUGGGACCCCAACCACUAGCCUGGAGAAUGGAUACCCCAGCGACCGGUGACCUGGUGACCCGGAGGCCCAGCUCAGCAGUUGCAGCUGGUUCUGGCCAGUGAGAGGACAAUGGGCUGUGGAGAGAGGACCCCGGUGUCCUGACCAGCCGGUUCUGGCCCGUGGGAGAACAAUAGGCUGUGGAGAGAGGAGAGGAGGCUCAGGCGACCCUGUUCACCUGGAGAGAAGACAAAGGACAGAGGCCAGGGUUGGGGCUGGUGAUAGCAGAUGCCCAGCUGGGAAGCAGGGGGGCUCAGGGCUGGAGGCAGGGAGUAGGCAGAGCUCACCUGGAUGCAGGGGAGACUUGGAUGUGCUGUGCUGAGGGAGGCCAGGACUGAGGCCCUGGGAGUUUCCUGUGCUGGGUUCAGAUGUUCAAUAAACCCUCCUGUGUUAUGCUGGCUGAGAGUCUCUCCAGUCUAGAGAACAGAGGGGCAUCAUCCCCUUCGGGGGGUGGAGGCCCCAGGGGUCCAGAGCAAGUGGACUCCCUGAGGGGGCCCACGGUGAGAGACAGGCGUGCUAAGGCUCAGAGAGGUGCGGCUCCAGGAGGCGGAGGGGCUUAACCCCUGAGGGAGAGUGGACCCCCGAGAAGGGCUGUUGCACUGAAAGGGGCACCCCCUAUGGACCGCACAGGGCCAAGAGUGGGCACGACCUGUGAGUCCGUGACAGUAGGGCCUGUGGGGAUGGGUCAUCUCCAUGGAGACAGUGGGACCCCAGGCAUCACUUCCCCACAGUGGGUUGAGGGUGAGGCCAGAGCUGAGCAUCCGUCACAGGUGCAGCCCAGGACUCAGCGCUGCCCCUCACCGGGCUGAGCGGGGGGCACGGACCCUGUGCUGCCCCCGCCCCCCACCUUGGGACCACCAGGGGACAGCACCGCUCCCUUCUGGGCAUAUCAGAGUCACUACAUUAGUAAUGACCCAACGCUUCUCUAGCGCCUCUCCCCACGGAUACCCCCAGCAUGCCAUGCAGCCACCUCUGGGGUAGGGCGUGGGGCUGUUUAUACAGGGAUCCAUCGGCUGGUGCUGAGAUGCAGCCACCUCUGGGGGGGAGGUAGGAUAUAGAAAUACAGUCGCCCGGCAACGCUGCCCAGCAAUUUGGGACAGGAAGUGAAAACAAGUCAAGUUUCUGUGUGAAGCUGUGUGGGGAGAAGCCCUGAAUUCAACCUGGGAGAAAAGCAGCAUAUGCCAGCUGGGCCCUUCUGCUCCCCCCUCCCCAUCUGGGCCCUGCUGCUCCCCCGCAAAAGCCCAGCUGGGCCCUGCUGCUCCCUCCCCCCACAACCCCAGCUGGGCCCUGCUACUCCCCCACACACAACCCCAGCUGGGCUCUGCUGUUCCCCCCAACCCCACAACCCCAGCUGGGCUCUGCUGUUCCCCCCCAACCCCAGCUGGGCCCUGCUGCUGCCCCCAGCGCACAACCCCAGCGGCGCUCUGCAGCUCCCCUGCCGCUCCCCCCACCCCCAGCUGGGCCAUGCUGCUCCCCCUGCCCAGAAAGGAACAACCCCCAGACAGUUCGGCCAAUGGGCCCCAAAUGGACACUUUCGUGAUGGCACCGUGGGCCUGGUCCCGCUUGCCAGUCUGGCUGCACUCUGCAGAAUACCCACAGUGGCUAGGGCGGGGCUGGCCCUGGGUCCCGCUACCCACACCCCAGCCUCGCAUGGCCCACGCUGCGUGCUGGGCCAUGACCGGGCAGGGAUUAGGAGAUUUAACAUUCCAUAUUUAGCUGCAGGAUGAGGAAUUAUGGUGCCAGGGAGGACAGAGCCGCCACAGCCCCCACAGUGCAUGUGUCCCUGGGGCUGCCAGGGGGCGAGCCGGCCGCACAGCACCAUGGGGGCGCCAGGAAGGCUCCGGGGAGUCGGCAGGGGCAGGGUGCAGCCUCUGCGGCUGAGCCACUGAAACCUGCCGGAGAUCAGAGGGCUGGUGCCAAGUGGUGACCGGGCGAUUCCCCAGGGCACUUGGUCGGGGGCACCAGGCUUGGGAAUAGGGUGAGUACCCUGGGCACAGGAUGGCGACCUUUGUGCGACUGCUGGUGUCACAGGCAGAGCGGAUGGUCUCGCGUCUCUUCAAGGUGGAGCGUGGCGAGGGGCCCGGCUCCUUCCUGGAGGCGCCGCGGACGGAGAAGCUGCUGGAGCAGGGCGAGGGGGGCGGGCUGCGCUACGGGCUGGGCGCCAUGCAGGGCUGGCGGGCCCACAUGGAGGACGCGCACACGGCUCAACCCCAGCUGCCAGGCAGCCUGGCCACCUGGGCCUUCUUUGCCGUGUACGACGGGCACGCGGGAAGCACGGUGGCGCAGUUCUGCGCCCACCACCUGCUGGGGGAGCUGGUGGUGGGCGAGGCCUUCACGGGGGGCGUGGAGUCGCCAGAGGCGGUGAAGGGGGCGGUGCGGGAGGGCUUCCUGCACAUCGACAGCCGCAUGCAGGCUCUGGCGCGUGCCGAGGGCUGGGAGCACGCCGGCUCCACCGCCGUGGCCGUGCUGGUCUCACCGCGCCACCUCUACUUCAUCAACCUGGGCGACUCGCGGGCCCUGCUGUGCCGGGCCGGCCGCCUCACCUUCUACACGGAGGACCACAAGCCCAGCCGGCCGCGGGAGCGGGAGCGCAUCGAGAACGCCGGCGGCACCGUCCUGCUGCAGCGCGUCAACGGCUCCCUGGCCGUCUCCCGCGCCCUGGGCGACUUUGACUACAAGGCUGUGGCCUGGCGGGGCCAGACGGAGCAGCUGGUGUCCCCCGAGCCCGAGGUGUACGAGCUGGCGCGCUGCCCGGGCGAGGACGAGUUCCUGGUGCUGGCCUGCGACGGCGUCUGGGACGCCUUCGACACCGAGGGGCUCUGCGCCUUCGUCCGCUCCCGCCUGCAGCUCGGCAGGGACCCGCAGGCCGUGUGCGAGGAGGUCCUGGAGGCCGGGCUCUACAAGGGAAGCCGCGACAACAUGACCUGCAUGGUGGUGUGCUUCCGGGGGGCCCCCGGCACUUCCCAGGCCGCCCUGCAGAAGGAGCGGGAGCUGGACGCCCACCUGGAGAGCCGGGUGGCAGAGCUGUAUGGGGAGCUGCAGGAGCAGGGGGCUGCCAGCCUCGUGGCCAUCUUCCGGUGCCUGGCGUCCGAGGUGAACCCCAGCCUGCCCCCCGGCGGGGGUCUUGCCAGCAAAAGAGCCGUGAUCAUGGAGGCCUACGAGCGCCUGCGUCGGAGCUAUGAGGCCCAGCUGCCAGGACGCUGUGAGAGUGGUGUCCCCUGCUGAGCAGACCUCCUGGGGCAGAGGAUGGGAAGAGGAUACUGGACCACCCCUUUCCCUGACAGCUCCACGUGCCCCCCCGCCCGAUGGCUCUGACAGGCCCCCUGACCUUCCCCAGCCCCGACGGCUCUGCCAGGCCCAGGGCUCCCUGCCUGGCUCUGCUCUGGCGCCAGAGGAAAAGCCGCAGCACAAGGGGACGGAUGCUGCCGGGGCCUGCGUGGGUCCCCCCAUCACCGCACGGGAGUGCGUGGCACAGGGAGAGGGCGUUGGAGGUUAGGGGGCAGCCCGGGGCUCAAAGGCAGGGGCAGGACUGAGAGCAAAGGACUCCUCCCCCCCAGCAAAGACUGGUGCUCGUUGACAGGCGCUCGGAUCCUGCCGCAGCCUCCCUCCAGGGCAGCUAGAGGCCUCUCCCCGUCUGGUGCCCCCAAAGGGGCCGCUCACAGGUGGAGCAACAGACACGUCACCUGCUGGCUUCCGCCGUCCCGUCGCUGUUUGCAGUGACCCCAGUGUCCCCCUGUCCCGAAUCCCCCCAGACCAGCUCCUGGCCAUGCCCAGCCCUCACCCGGACGCUCCCGGGAGUGAAUCAGGUCGCUGCACCUAGAGCUCAUCGCUGUAAUGGGGGCUUGACACACGCUCUGAGCUCAAGCCCAGCCCAGCCCUGGUGUGCAGGGAAAGCCCAACAGAAAGUCCCGGCCCCCCGGGAUCCCCAGCCCGAGGAGCGAAGCGUGAACCCGUUUCUCCCCCGUACUCGGCUCCUCGAGACUCCAGCCCCCUUUGGCUGAGGGGCCCCAAAGUUCUGUGGUUUCAGGGACUCUGGUCCCUCGAAUCCCCACUCCAUGAUGGACGGCUCCAGCGGUUUUGUGCCCCCCACCUGGCACCCCAGAGUGGAUUGUCUCUGUUUGGAGAGCCCAGGAGGCCUCCUCUUCCUGGCUGUGGCCUUCCCAUCCCAUGCUGAAUCAUAUGGAGACGGGGGCUUCCUUUGAUCCCAUGCUGCUCAGUCUCACUGGGGACAGGUCGCCAGCCACACCCAUCCCUCCUGCCUGGUCCUCCCUGGGCUCGGCCACAGCCGUCCAAGCAGAGUGUCGGUGAGUGUCCAUAGCUCCCCGUGCAGCGGGAAUACAGCCCUGGCACAGGGAUAUUCCUCACCAGCUGCCCCGGCUUUUGGAACCGACUGCACUCGCUGCGAUUGACAGCCCAGUAACACCGCCCCCCAGCCAGGAUCGCCCCCAGCUCGACAGCCCGGUAACGCCGCCCCCAGCCAGGAUCGCCCCCAGCUUGACAGCCCGGUAACGCCGCCCCUCAGCCAGGAUCGCCCCCAGCUCGACAGCCUGGUAACGCCGCCCCCAGCCAAGAUUGCCCCCAGCUUGACGGCCCGGUAACACCACCCCCGCCCCAGCCAGGAUCGCCCCCAGCUUGACGGCCCGGUAACACCGCCCCCAGGUUUAUAGCCCAGUAACUCUGCACGCAGCCAGCUGCUGCAACGGCUGGUGGCUCAAGGGUCAGUCCCUGGCUUUAUAGCCCAGUGACCCUUUGCAGUGGAUUCUUUGGAAAGGAAAAUGCAGAUCAAGCUGUUCUCUCUGGCUGGGUCGAUGUCCAGCUGGCUCCUCCCCGGCUCGAGAGCUCUGGUUACCUGCUGUGUAAAUGGUCCUCCUGAGGGCCUUCUGCAUCACAAAAAUAAAA